Arabis nemorensis is the source of this 1833-nucleotide messenger RNA. Lineage: Eukaryota; Viridiplantae; Streptophyta; Magnoliopsida; Brassicales; Brassicaceae. The record is from the annotation of a GenBank genome assembly.
AUGGCUAGGUUUCUGCUUGUGCUUCUAUGUUUCAUCGCACUGCUAGGCUCGAGCUUAGGUUCGAGCCACGCCAAUGGCCGCGGAGAACAGUCACUCGCUCAAAUCAAUAUCUAUGAAACAAGUCUUGCCUUGGACAGUUCUGUCCAUAUUCACGCUUCACCUCAGACUCUUGGUUCCCAGGGCGAGGAUACUGAAUGGGUAAAUGUUGCUAUUUCCAACCCUAAACCCUCUUCAGAUGAUUGGGUUGGAGUUUUCUCUCCAGCCAAAUUCGACUCUUCGGCUUGUUGGCAAACAGAUGGCAAAGAGAAAGCUCCUUUCAUUUGCUCGUCGCCCAUCAAGUACAUGUAUCCGAACUCUGUUCCGGACUAUACAAAGACCGGUAACGUGAUUCUCAAGUUCCAGAUUAUAAAUCAGAGAGCUGAUAUCUCCUUUGCACUCUUUUCUGGGGGACUUUGGAGUCCAAAACUUGUCGGGGUUUCGAAUACUGUAGCUUUCGCCAAUCCUAAAGCACCUGUCUACCCUCGUCUCGCAUUAGGGAAGAAUUGGGACGAAAUGACUGUAACAUGGACGAGUGGGUACAACAUAAAUGAGGCCAUUCCAUUCAUUGAAUGGAGUGCAAAGGGACUUGCAAGUAGAAGAUCACCUGCCGGAACCAUAACCUUCAGCAGAAACAGCAUGUGUGAUGUCAUGUUUGGUAAUCCUGCUCGCAGCGUUGGUUGGCGUGAUCCGGGUUUCAUCCAUACUGCUUUCUUGAAAGAACUUUGGCCAAACCGCGAAUACAUAUACAGACUAGGCCAUGACUUGGUCAAUGGGUCGACAAUUUGGAGCAAAAACUACACCUUUGUCUCCUCUCCUUAUCCUGGACAAGACUCGUUACAACAGGUCAUAAUAUUCGGUGACAUGGGGAAGGGAGAGCGAGAUGGAUCGAACGAGUACAAUGAUUAUCAGCCCGGUUCCCUCAAAACAACUGACCAAAUCAUUAAAGACUUAAAGAACAUUGACAUUGUUUUCCAUAUUGGAGAUAUCACUUACUCGAAUGGGUAUAUCUCUCAGUGGGAUCAGUUCACAGCGCAAGUCCAGCCCAUUGCUUCUACUGUUCCUUACAUGAUCGCGAGUGGCAAUCACGAGCGCGAUUGGCCAGACACGGGAUCUUUCUAUGGCGGUAAAGACUCUGGUGGAGAGUGUGGUGUUCCUGCAGAGACCAUGUUCUACUUUCCUGCUGAGAACAGAGCUAAAUUCUGGUACUCUGCAGACUAUGGAAUGUUCCGCUUCUGUGUAGCGGACACUGAACAUGAUUGGAGAGAAGGCACAGAGCAAUACAAAUUCAUCGAGCGUUGCCUUGCCUCUGUUGACAGAAAGACUCAGCCUUGGCUCAUCUUCAUAGCUCAUCGCGUCCUCGGUUAUUCCACCAAUGAUUGGUAUGGCCAAGAAGGAACCUUUGAAGAGCCUAUGGGAAGAGAGAGCCUACAGAAACUGUGGCAGAAGUACAAAGUCGACCUUGCUUUCUAUGGACAUGUCCAUAACUAUGAGAGAACAUGCCCCAUUUAUGAGGAUCACUACUCAGGGACCUUCCAAGGAACCAUUCACGUUGUUGUUGGUGGUGCAGGAGCUCAUUUGUCUCCGUUUAGCUCACUUCAACCCAAAUGGAGUUUGGUCAGAGACUAUGACUUUGGGUUUGUCAAGUUGACUGCUUCCAAUCACUCAUCACUUCUCUUUGAGUACAAGAAGAGCAACAAUGGCCAAGUGCACGACUCCUUCACCAUUUCUAGAGAUUACCGAGAUGUUUUGGCCUGCGCUCACGAUAGCUGCGAACCCACCACAUCAGCUGCAUAA